AGGAACUUUAAUGUUAAACAUACUGGAUACAAGCAAUCUAUCCUCAAAAGUUUUGACACCUUCCCCCAAAGACCUACAGACUUGGUUGCAUCACCAUUGUCUGGCAUCACACAAAAUUUCACAUUUAGACUUCUUGUUACCCUUCUUUAAGUAACAUGCGCCCCACCACUAUCCUGAGAGCCUUUUGGCUGUUUACCUCGGCAACACUUGGCCAGGACAUCUCACAUAUAGCUGGUCGAGGAGCAAACGCAGGACUAGCUCUUCCCGGUCUCGAGGCACACUACAACGACAACGUAACCGAAACCCAACUUGACAGACUGUAUCCAGGUCACAAAGACAUCGCAUUGACCAGUUUCUCAUUCAAAAACGCCGGAAUCUAUCUCGUUGGAUUCAUCUACGUCCAAGGCGCCUCGGAUGUGAAAGCCGCCAUUGCAAGCUGUAGCAACGACGGUUCCAAGAGUGGCACGGCGUAUUGUAUCAUCGACACCGGUGUGGCUUUUAUUGGCCAUGCGCUUGUAACUAUGGCUGGUGGCUAUGCAGGAACCACGAUCACUCAAAGCCUCUCUCAUGUUUCGAAUUAUGCUAUAAAUCUUCCCAUCCCACCUACGUCAAAACGCUCACUUUCUAGACUUACGGCCAGGGCGGGGGACGGUACGGUCUGUCCGAGUCAGACGAAAGUGUGGAAUACGCCAGGCAAUAUCGACUUCAAUGAGGGCUGGGCCAUAACUGGAACGACGACGCUGGGGUGCCCAGGUGUUGAGCCACCGUGGGAUGCAAACUCUGUUGGGGUCGAAUAUGCUGCGGAACUUGGUGGCGUGCUCUUAGAUUACAUGGGACAAUCCGGUGGAUCACACGUGCAAUUCACCAUAUAUGACAGCUCCAAUGACAAAGUCUGGAUACGCACAAACUUGGUUGUCAUCAACGGAGGUAACCUAUGCUCCGCUGUUGUCACUGGGACAGGGUGCAACUAUUGAAGGCCAUGUCGGGUCGAACGCUUUGGGGGCAGCGUCGCUUAUGAUACUACUGAUCCAUCAAUUUCUUCUUGUCAUUUAAAUGCCGAACACCUAGCUGGUAUCACUGUCAUUACAAAAUUAUUGUAGAACGACAGAUUGCAGCUCCUGUCUUCUAAUUUCCUCAUAGAAUAUAUUUUUUUACGAUUUGGAAAACCUCUCAGACAUAUUCUUCCUCCAUGAUUCAGUUUAUCGAAGAAAACAGCCGUACCGCAAAGCCUGCGCAGUAAAGCGCAAGAAUUGUAUCUGUGUCACAGAUGGUUGGCUUCUAUUUAUCCUCUCGAUUUCAUGAUAACUAAACUGCCCGUGAAGUGAAAUCAUCCAUGGGUUAGUAAAAUGAGAACAGAAGUAAACACCGACCUCGCUUAGCACAGCGCCUGACUCGCGCGACAAACCUGGAAUGGUCGGGUACAGCGACCUUCUCAAUUACCCAGCAAUCCCUCGUACACUUCAUUUCACUCAGCUAUCCACCAACCCACCAUCAACUCUAUACAAACUCCCCGUAACGAACGAAGCAUCUUCACUGGCCAGGAACAGAAAUACCUUCGCUACUUCCUCCGGUGUACCGAAUCUCUCUACUCA
Cadophora gregata is the source of this 1592-nucleotide messenger RNA. RefSeq lists its product as uncharacterized. Bases 156 to 974 code for a protein of 272 amino acids. The transcript has 2 exons. The record is from RefSeq and is a predicted model, not a curated record. Lineage: Eukaryota; Fungi; Ascomycota; Leotiomycetes; Helotiales; Ploettnerulaceae.